ACUUCACUGGCUCUUAUUACUUUCAUUUGUCUGCUCCACCUCCAUGUUUCUCCGACUCUCCUCCUCUUUCGGGUUCGGGCAAUGACACUCUUUGUCUGCGGUUUAUGGAGGUCCGGGCGAAGGUUGAAGCUCAUUUGCGACGCUUAGAGGACGAUGCUUCGUCGCCGGCUCAUCGGAGAAUCAAGGAUAGUCCUUUUAGCUCCGACGCUAUUUUCAAGCAGGUUUGUAGCAUGGGGUUAGAGGAGGGUGAUUCUGUUAUAAUGGGUUCAGAUGGUCUUCUCGGCAAUGUUUUUGACCAUAAGAUUGUUUCAACAAUAGCCAAUAAUAGUACUGUUGUUAUGGCUGGCAUUAGCUGAUCUGGCUUGCAAACGCUCAGUAUAUUUCAGAUUCGAUCCCCCCUAUUCAAUGGAAGCCAGAGCUAGAGUAUGCAUCGAACAAACUCAACUUGUUUUUAAGAUGAUCAAACUUUAUCAACACACACAUAAUUGCCUUCUUUAUUUGAAGGAACAAGGUUUUGACGUACCAUCGUGGAAAAAGGCUUUAGGAGUGAAGCUAACAGGCAUCACCUGGAGGACUUGAAUUUUACUCUUGCUCCUUCUGUUAAAUUAUGCAAAUAACCGUACACAUAAUUAUUUUCUUUUUGUUUUGUAGGAGGGAAGCUAGAUGAUAUUACUUUGAUAGUUGCUCAAGUACGAAGGUCAGUUGCUGAAGUAAUAGGCUCAUGACAUGUCUACAAAGUUGGAUGGUUUAAUACAUAGCAGAAUCGAUAGCGAAUACUACUGAGCAGUGCAGAGCUGGGAAUGUUUCUCCUUAUCCUCGAUUAUCUUCUGCUUCUUUUGUUAACUUAUCAAUCAUGAUUCAUGUGGAAAGGGGUUCGUCACAUUAUAUUAGGCAAAUUUGUUAAGUAUUUAUUAAAAUCAUUUGAGCAUGAUUCUUCUGUAACUAUUUUCACAUAUAUGUGUUAUCUUUCUGAACAAGUCUACCAUCUUUUGGAUCUUUCUGUGAUGCAAAUGGUGCUGCAAUGUUUUGAUCUGGUCGGGGAUGGCUGCAAGGUUUGUGCUGUCUUGUAGUACCUUUUCAGUUCUGUAUGUACAAUCCUGCAAUUGAACCAAGAGAUAUACAUAGUUGUGCAGAAUAUGUGAUUUACAAGCUAGCCUCUUUUUUUGGAGUUGUGAUCUUACUUAAUAGGAUCCUAUUGCUUAUGUCAUCAACAAAGCGGUUUGACAGGCUGAAAAGACAAGGGCUAAUGGUUCGGCAGAGAAGAGUCUGGCAGGCGGAUAUGAAACAAGAGAAGAAAAAGGAGGCUGAAGAAUAGAAGCAAGAAGCACAAGAAUAUAUGAUUCAGCAAACAAAAAUGUUGUCAAAGAGGCUGCGCAGCACAAGCAAGAAAAGGAUGGAGCUGUCUAAAAGACCAGUGUGGCAUUGUAGAGUUUCCUUUGUCUUCUGGCUUGUAACAAGGUGGUUGCAUAUGUAAUUUGUCUUAGAAUGCAAUCAAAGUGAAUGGUUUUCAUCAGUUUUUGCUGAUUUGGAUUCUAAUAUUACAA
Messenger RNA from Daucus carota subsp. sativus, 1544 nucleotides. Its product is annotated as probable protein phosphatase 2C 1. Lineage: Eukaryota; Viridiplantae; Streptophyta; Magnoliopsida; Apiales; Apiaceae. The record is from RefSeq and is a predicted model, not a curated record. The transcript has 4 exons. Bases 105 to 356 code for a protein of 83 amino acids.